Messenger RNA from Drosophila serrata, 1017 nucleotides. Its product is annotated as transforming growth factor beta regulator 1. Gene Ontology annotation, biological process: regulation of cell cycle. Gene Ontology annotation, cellular component: nucleus. NCBI's taxonomy places the organism in Eukaryota, Metazoa, Arthropoda, Insecta, Diptera, Drosophilidae. The record is from RefSeq and is a predicted model, not a curated record.
CUUGAAUCAAGAAACCCUGCAGUCCGAUAACCAAAACAAACCAACGUCAACAACAUCACUCUUCACGACGUCGGUGGUUUUUGCUAUAUUUAUAAAUUAAAAAACCAUGAAUUUAAAGUAUAAGCGGCGGUACGAAAGCCUUAAGCGCUCCAUUAAGAGUUAUCUGCUGGAAAACGCCUCCCUCACCGAUGAGAUUUGUCACCUCCAGGCCGAGUUGUCGCGGUCCAGAAGCCAGAGGCUGUACUUGAUUGAACGGCUGAUGUUUCACGAGGGCCUGGAAAAACCAAACAGUUCACGCCCUGGUGUAACCAAUGGAAAAAUCGAGGCGACUGAAAAUAGUGGAUCAGCGAAGAAAAACAAGCCGGUGGUUGUGCAAAAGAAAUCCAGCGAGAAUAACCCCAAAAGUGUGGCUAUCGUACGGAAAAAGAAGUCUGCGUUUCCCAUGAACCUGAACAGUAUAUUGCUGCACUCUCUGGGCGAGAUAAUAUCGGUUAAUCCUAACUUUCACAACGAGAAUUGGAUCUAUCCAGUUGGCUAUGUGGCAACCAGAAUCUACGCACAUCCAAAGGACCCGCGGAAGAAAUGCGUAUUCACCUGCAAAAUUUUGAAUAACGCUGGAAUCCCGCAGUUUCAAAUAAUUCCCGAUAAUGACUUGGACGGAGUGUUCUUUGGCGAAAGUGCGAAUACCUGUCAUAUGGAACUUUUGAACACCAUCCAGAGAUCGCCAAAUGUAAAAGUUAAAAUACCUUUUGAGGUCCAAGGCGAGGUUUUUUUUGGAUUGUCGAAUCAGAAAACCCAGUCGCUUCUUAUGGUAGAUCCUGGUUUUCCCCUGUGUACAAAUUUUAAAAGCUUCUCUAUACCAAAUAGUAAAUCUAUAAAUAAUGCAUCUAUAUCUUUUGAGACACUUCAGGCGUUUCUUACAUGAUAAGCUGUUUUUUGGUGGAACUAAAUUGUACGGUUUUUGAAAGCCCUAGCCCCUAGCUAUAAAAAUAGAAUAAAUAUAUCAUACCAGGCUAA